GUGUGUGUGUAUAUGUGUGUGUGUGUGUGUGUGUGUUUUGAGGACACACAUACAGAAGCUGCCCUUAUGUCCUAACACAGGAGUCCAGGGGAUUUUAACUUCAUAAUCUAGAUAAUCCUGCAAGCCACACCAGGCAUGCUCACGUUGACGUCCUGCCCUUUGCUUUGAUGCGGUUGAUGUUUAAAGCACUUCCCAGAGACGCAGUGAGAAACUGAUGAACGCCCUGCGGCACAGCGGGACCGCCGUCAAACGCACCUCAUGUCGUUCCUGGACUGUUCCUGUAUCUCCGCCCACUCUCAGGUCCAGCCAAUCAGCUGUGAGGAUCAGUACGAGGACAUCAGUGGGUCGUACCUGAGUAGUGAUGGCUCAUUCUUCGGAGCUGAUGAUGACCUCUCCGGCUUGUCUGCUGAUCCUGCAGACUAUCAACUGCUCUCAGUACUCGGGCGGGGCUUUAAUAACCUGAGCCAGGUGAGCAUGGCCCGUCACAGACCCUCCGGUCGACUGGUGGCGGUGAAAAACACCAAUUUGGAUGAGUGUACAGAGGAGGAACUGCUGCAGCUUAUGAACGAGGCGCUGUUAUCCAGACUAUUUCGUCACCCAAACCUGCUGACGUCCAGAUUGGUGUUUAGUUCCUGCUGCCAGCUGUGGGUGCUCUCCCCGCUAAUGAGCUACGGUUCUGCGGACUUGUUGCUCAGGUCGUUUUUCCCGGAUGGAAUGAGCGAGUCUCUGGUUGCGUAUCUGCUUUACGGAGUCCUGAACGCUCUGAAGUACCUGCACCACAUGGGCUACAUACACAGAGGUGUGAAGGCGAGUCACGUGCUGCUGUCAGCAGGGGGUCACGUGUGUCUGUCUGGCCUGCAGUGUGUGUACAGUCUGAUGAGGGACGGGAAGAGGAUGGAAGUCGUGUUCGAUAUGCCGCAACACACACCCUCACUGCUGCCCUGGCUCAGCCCCGAGCUCCUGAGACAGGAUCUUCAUGGUUACGGAGUGAAGUCUGAUAUCUACAGUGUGGGUGUGUUAGCGUUAGAGCUGGUCAGUGGGAGAGUGCCGUUCCAAGACCUGCCCCCCACCCUGAUGUUGCUGCAGAAGCUGCGUGGCUCUCUGAGCUGCAUGCUCGAUGGCGCCCCCUACGCACUGGCAGAUUUCAGCGCCCUGAAGGUGUCUCGCUCCGGAGUGGACUCGGGGAUCGGGGAGAGCGUCGCUGCAGGGAGUCUCACUCGCACCGCCACGGCCGAGAGACCGCAAAGCCCCGCCCCCAAAAACCACUCCGCCACCUUACACAACCUGCUACAGCUCUGCUUACAGCAGCAACCUGAACGCAGGCCAUCGGCAUCAGCUCUCCUCUCUCAUCCCUUCUUUAAACAGGUAAAGAAACACACUCCGGACUCGUUCCUCAGUCUGGUGUACCCAGCCAUCCCUCUCUCCUGCCCCGUGGACGUCCCCCUGUGUCCCCCUCUGCUCCAGAGUGACACCAACAUGAACCCUGAGCCUACAGACGGAGGAGGAGUGUGGGAUUUCUCAUAAAACACACUUCCUCAGCAUCUCUGUCUCUCUCUGUCAUGCUCCUUAAACUGGAGAUCAAUUCACAGUUCAGAACUUUCCCCACACACACACACACACACACACACACACACACACAAACACUCUUCUACUGUGAUCCCCUAUAACUGUGCAUGCUGUUAUCAAUCUACAUGACUUUCUGUCACAUGAUUUCUGGAACAGACUGACUGGUGGGAGUACAUAUUUAUAUAUUCUGGUAUGUAUUUCGCAACAUUGAUAUGACCAAUAGCGUUCGAGUCAAACCGGGACUUUUGAUUUGCACUUAUCCCAGUGUUUCACUAGUGCUUGGAUACCAUCAAAGUACAAAGUUUUUUGAGUACAGCGGAGCCAAGGUCAGACUGCCGGCUUUAUAUCUGAAGCACUGGCCUCCCAGGAACUCCUUUAAUGGACCAAACAUGUGGAAAUUUCUUAGAGCGAGGUCAGGAUUGUACUGGAGAUGUGGGAGUGGUAUCACCGUGUCAUGGAUGUCUCACCAAUGUACUGUGCUUUUACACCUUUAUUUUACAUUUCAUCAAGUCCCGGUUUGACUCGAACAGCCCUCGUAUAUAAGGUAAAACCCUGACAUAAGUUAAGUAGAAAAUAUUGCUUAAAUAAUAAAUAUGUGCAAUCAUAAAAAAAAAAAAAAACAGUUUAAAGGAAAGGAGUGUGAAAAUAAUUAGUCAUGUUAAAUGAUUUACUUUACACUUCAAUCCUGUUGUAGAGCUCGGCUUCUCCUGCUCUGUGCUCCUGCCUUAUUCAUCCCCUUAAUGUUCCACGUUUUUUAUUAACGAGGUAUAAAUUGUUUUUUUCUUAAUUCACUCUUUUUUUUAUUAUUCUUCAAAAGAGCCUCAUAUUAUUAGAUUAUUAAACCCUAGUGACUUCAGACUCAUCACUGUAGUCGUGAAACCGAUAUACUGAGCCUUUAAUGCUGGGAAAAACAAAGUGCACGUGACUGUAGAAGUGUGUUCCCUUCUGGGCAUGUGUGUGUUCGAGCACUACAAACGACCUCUCAUGACCCUCGGAUGGUUUAUUAUUAUUAUUAUUAUUAUUAUUAUUAUUAUUAUUAUUAUUUUCCCAGCACAGAAACCUGAACCUCAUGAUGUUAACACAACCUGUGAAGAAACACAAAGUCGCUUCCAUACUGUCGAAGAACAAAAAGACUGUGAUUGACUAUCAUGUGUAUGUUUUUUUAUACUGUUAUGUAAUCUGUAUACAUCAUUAUAUAAUGGGUUAUAAAUAUAUUCUUUCCCACUUUCUUAAUAACUGCUGU
Messenger RNA from Clarias gariepinus (North African catfish), 2809 nucleotides. RefSeq names its product STE20 related adaptor beta (gene stradb). Gene Ontology annotation, molecular function: protein kinase activity; ATP binding; protein serine/threonine kinase activator activity. The transcript is spliced from 12 exons. Lineage: Eukaryota; Metazoa; Chordata; Actinopteri; Siluriformes; Clariidae. Gene Ontology annotation, biological process: protein phosphorylation. The record is from RefSeq and is a predicted model, not a curated record. Bases 259 to 1524 code for a protein of 421 amino acids.